ACAAGAAUUCAGAAGAGAAAUAACUUGGAGCUCCCUUAAUAUGUGUGAAGAAAGUGGUGAACCAGAAGAUGAAAAUAAUGAACCAGAAAAUAUGAACAUUGAUGAAGCCUACUUACUCGAUGCCUCUUUAUAA
Dentiscutata erythropus is the source of this 133-nucleotide messenger RNA. NCBI's taxonomy places the organism in Eukaryota, Fungi, Glomeromycota, Glomeromycetes, Diversisporales, Gigasporaceae. The record is from the annotation of a GenBank genome assembly.